GGGGUGAGCUGUAUUUGUAUAUAAAUAAACAAUGAACAUGCACAGCGUUUGGCCGGCGGUUCUUUGAAUCUCUUCAAUUCGCUGCAACGGCGGGUUUCCUCUGUUGCAGGAAGGAAUUGAAGUUUAAAUGGAUCGUUUCUUUCCUCACCAUUUUCUGCUAAUUUUAACGUUGCUUUCUCAAACUCCCCUGUCAUGGAGCUGGUCUUUCUUUUCCAAUCAGGAGGUUCAUUCAGACAGCAACAAACUCUCAGGGAACAAGGUGGUUUCUGAAUUUUCCAUUGAGUCUCUGAAUGAUCGGAGAGGUCUCCAGGUCGUCGAGAAUGCUAAGAACAAAAUGCUCGCACCAAAUUCCUGUUGGCAAUCUGCCUACCAAAAUGUUUUCCAAGGAUGCUCAAAGACCCUUGCUGAUGAAGAAUUACGGUCUAGAUUUGCUUGGCAUCUCAGCGACUGUUUUCAACGCCACACUGGCCGAUCUCCUCUCCCAUACUGCGAUGCCAAAUCUUCCAUGAAGAAAUGUCUAAUGAAGCUUGACGCAGAUGCUCACAAAAUUUAUCUGGAAUACUUUCUUGAGACGAACUCUCUCUGUCAUCAACUACAAAACGAAGCAUUCAAGCAUCAGACUGAGAGAUUAGUGAAUGAUUUAAAGAGCACUGCCGAGUACGCUGAAGUAAAGUUAUCAAGGAUAGAAGAACAUGGGGAGCUAUUGCUGCAAAAUUCUAAGCAGAUGCAUGACUCUUUGUCUUCAAUAGACAUGAAAACACAGCAAGUUGCAGAGACUUCGAAGAUAGUCGAGGAUCAUGUCAAUUCAGUGCUGAAGUAUUCAGAAUCAGUUUACGAGCAGUCCAAGGGUAUAGCAGCAUCUCAACUUGAGUUACAUGAAGGCCAAACGAAAAUGAAGGCGAACUUGGAAGAAGGAAUGGCAAUGAUUCGGGAGUCCUAUGAUAACUUGGGAGGAGAAAUUGUUAACUUGAGAAAUGAAGCAGCUGAAAUAGAGAAGGAGAUCACCAAGGUUGGAGAUACAAUGUUCUCCAAGAUGAACACAUUGCAGAGUAAGGCAGAUGAUAUCGGGAAUCUGGCUGGGACAUCCUUAGAUAAACAAAAAGAGCUUCUAGAUGGGCAAUCGAUGGCUCUCGAUGGAAUCCAGUUUCUUACCAGAUUUCAGUCCCAAGCCCUUGAAGAGAGCAGGCUGAAUCUACAGAGGUUGGCUGAGUUUGGGCAAAAGCAGCAGGAGGAGCUACUGGAAAGACAGAAGCAACUCCACCAGUCCCAUGAUCAUCUUGUGGAAAAUUCGAAACUUAUACUAGCAGCUCAGGAAGAAUUUGAAUCGAAGCAAGCAAGAAUGUUCGUAGCCCUGGACAAGCUGUUCGCCCUGCACAGCGCCAUGUUCUUUGAAUCACGUGCCCUUAUGGCUUUCCUCACAUACUCGCUUGCAAUUUUCGUCGUCUACAUGCUGACAAGUGUAAGGCAGGCAUACAAUGUGAGGCAUAGACUCUAUCUAGGUCUCUGUUUUGCAUUCUCAAUCGAGAUAGCCAUACUGCGGGGCAUAGCAAAUGAUGCAGAACAGCAACGGUGGCUGAUUCAUAUCAUUAGGUCUAUUUUCGCACUUCUAGCAUCGACCCAAUACAUAUAUUCCAUCAUCACCUACAGAGACUAUGAAAUGCUGAACCACAAAAUGCUACUGACCCUAAUGGACAAGGUCAGCUCCAUUCAAGGGAACAAAGGACUAAUAUCAUGGGACAUGGAGACAGAUGAUAGUGAUGUUAAUUGGUCUCAGUGGGUCGACACCGAGCUUCCGGAAGAAGUCAAUUUGUUGGAGGAUCCAGAUUAUUUAUUGCCGGAGGAAUUCAACGAUAAUUCAUCGGCUACCAGUUCGUGCACUAAGCGAUACAACCUCCGAAGGCGGUUUUAAUUAAGUACUGCUGCUCCCAGAAGGAAGAAGAAGAAGAAGAUGAAGAAGAAGAAAAGCAGGUGGUCUGGUAGCCAAAUGGA
Molecule: messenger RNA, 1989 nt
Organism: Andrographis paniculata
Lineage: Eukaryota; Viridiplantae; Streptophyta; Magnoliopsida; Lamiales; Acanthaceae
Product: protein GAMETE EXPRESSED 1
Exons: 8
Coding region: 128-1909 (593 amino acids)
Source: RefSeq, a predicted model, not a curated record